Messenger RNA from Tupaia belangeri chinensis (Chinese tree shrew), 4211 nucleotides. It is a transcript of the gene GMFB, whose product is annotated as glia maturation factor beta. Gene Ontology annotation, cellular component: cortical actin cytoskeleton. Gene Ontology annotation, molecular function: actin binding; Arp2/3 complex binding. Gene Ontology annotation, biological process: negative regulation of Arp2/3 complex-mediated actin nucleation; actin filament debranching. Lineage: Eukaryota; Metazoa; Chordata; Mammalia; Scandentia; Tupaiidae. The record is from RefSeq and is a predicted model, not a curated record.
GGCCCCCGCCGUGCCAGUCUUAAAGGGGCCCGAGAGAAGGCGACAGGCUGCGGACGGCCGGAAGGAAAAUGAGCGAGUCUUUGGUGGUUUGUGAUGUUGCUGAAGAUUUAGUGGAAAAGCUGAGAAAAUUUCGUUUUCGCAAAGAAACAAAUAAUGCUGCCAUUAUAAUGAAGAUCGACAAGGAUAAACGCCUGGUGGUACUGGAUGAGGAACUUGAGGGCAUUUCACCAGAUGAACUUAAAGAUGAACUGCCUGAACGACAACCUCGCUUCAUUGUGUAUAGUUAUAAAUAUCAACAUGAUGAUGGAAGGGUUUCAUAUCCUCUGUGCUUUAUUUUCUCCAGUCCUGUUGGAUGUAAGCCUGAACAACAGAUGAUGUAUGCUGGGAGUAAAAAUAAGCUAGUCCAAACAGCUGAACUAACCAAGGUGUUUGAAAUAAGAAAUACUGAAGACCUGACUGAAGAAUGGUUACGUGAGAAGCUUGGAUUUUUCACUAAUGUGAACUUCCGUGUUUCUGAAGUAUUUAUGUAUUAACCUGACCAUACUGGAACCAGACAUAAAUACUUAUUUAUGCCUAAAAUGCACUGUUACUUACAGUUUGUUUCCUGCAGUAAAGAAAAAUUCUUCAUUUGUGCAAAGUUUGAACAAAGAGGAAAUCAUCAUCAUAGUAAUGAAACUUUGUCAAGUGUUUCCUUAUAUUCGUAAUUGUUAGGUGGACUACUUUUCUCCAGGGACUUUUUGCACUCUCGUGACUAAUUUCGAUAAUUUAUGGUUCAGAAUUUGUUACUAUUUACAGACACCAUUGGAAAGUGGGUAUUAGAUUGGAAUAGACAACAGUUGCCUCCUUUUGACAAAUACUGGAUAUUAGCAGUCUAUAUCUGAAAGUAGCACUCAGUCAGAUCAUUGAAAUUAAUUUGAGGUUAAAGACUUGAGUGACCCAGUUUUGAGCCAUGAAUAAUAAUUUACUGUGGUGUAAACUGCAUUACAGGUAUACUUUCCAUCAAGUCCGUACCUCCUUUGGUUUUCUGUAUCUUUUGAAUCUGGUCUAGAAACUGUUCAUCAAUCACUCAUUCUUAAGGUUUAGGAGUUAGACCUUAUGAUAGAACUAUGAUUAUUAGGUUUUCUCUUAUGGAAAAUAGCAUCUUAGUCUUAGAAAUUGGUGGGUUGUACUAAUCAAGGGCUUCAUUCCUGGUUAUGUCAUUUCUAGGUAGUUUUGAAUCUAGGUUAAUAACACUUUAUUUAUUAAGUACUUCCUAAUGUCCUGUGAACACUAAUUAUUUUAAAUGUGUUAAUACUGUGCCUUUGAUUUGUUAGCUUUAAAGUUAGUUUAAAACUUUUACACUGCCAGUAUUCCAGAUUUGUUGAAAUUAAUACUUUUUUAAAGGGUCCAGGUAAAACAAUUUUCUAAUGUGUGUAUCUAAAAUUUGUAAUAAAAUCAAGUUCAUAUUUUUAAAAUUCCAACUAUCUGCUUGCAUUGGUAAAUAUAUGGCAGUUGAGAGUUAUAAUAUUGGGUAUGUCUGUGAUUCAUUUUUAUGCCAUAGGGAAAAAUUGCUUAUCUUAGAAUGUUGGCCAUAAUUAAUAAUAGUAGUUUAUCAGUAGAAAUUACAUCUUAUCUCCUAGAUGUCAGAAGAUAGUCUAAGCUGGACACCUGAGUAGUUAACUAAACCAGUCUUGUUAGAUGAUGGCAUGUUUGAUAUAAAGCGAGUAUUCUAAUUAUAACUUACUUUAAGAAGAAAUAUGUAAGUAACUAUUUAGCAUUAAUUUUAAAAGAUGUACUCUAGAGCCUAACCAAAUUCGGUGAGUAAAUUCUUAUAUUAAGAAUAUCUUAGUCACUUCAAAACUAACAAGGGCAUUUUUUUGUCGGCAUAUUUUCUAUUCAUAUGUUCUUUGGAUUUUAUUUUUGGGUUUCUGUGCCAGCUUGAAUGAAGACAUAAAGAUAGUUGGAAUUUUCACAAUAUUGAAUGGAACAUUUUCUGUUCCUAACACCGCUGGGCUCCACUAAUCUAGAAGUCAGGAAGCAAUAGGAAGUUGUUGGAGAUGAGGAAGCACUAAAAUGGGUAAUUUGGUUAAUGAAUGGAAAGGAGUCUUUAUUCCUAUUUCUGGAUACAGAAAAUUUUAUCUAGGAAAUGUAAGAAUUCUUUAGAUAUUUUGAUAUGGUGAAAUAACUUGUUUAUAAUUCUGCAGAAAUGCAAUUGUGUAAUUCAAGUGAGUGGAGAGUGUUUAAUGUUACUGAAUGAAGGAAAUGAGAUUUAAUUUGACUUGUUUGCAGCAAUAAGAGAAACUUAACUAGUGCUGCAAGAAUGUAUUUUUAAUGAGGUUCCUUAUUUUGUCUUGCAUGUUUUAGUUUAGUUUUGUUUUGUUUUUUAAAAAUUCAAAAGUCCUUCAUAAUGUCAGAAAAUAUUGACCUGCCAUACACAGACUCUUAGUUCCCCUAUUGUCUAACAGGAACAAAAGAGCAGUGAUGAGGAAUCAGACAAACUCAAAAAAGCAGGCCUUAUCAGUAACACCUAUUUUGCAAGACAACAGAUUGGGGUUAGGGGAUCAGUAGAACAUUUUUUAUUCUAUCUGUCCUAUAGGGAAAUUUACAAAUUCUGUGAUCUAAAGUAUUCUCAAACAUUUUUAAAUAUUUCCUUUUCACCUGAUUAAAUUUUGUAUUUUUUUAAAGUACAUUUCCUAAUUAGUCUCUUUUCCUGCCUUCCUUCAAGUAGUCUCUUUUCCUGCCUUCCUUCAAAUAGUAAAUCCAGAUUUCAUAAUUCCAGUUUUUACAUUCCAUGUAUUUUUAGUACAUCCAUUCCCAUUCAGCCUUAUAUCUCAGUCUUCCCUUUUUGGCAGCAACUUUUUUCCUGGGAACCUCCUUCAUGGUCUUCUAAGUCAGCAUUAGUUUUGAAACUGUUGGCUUUGCCUAAGUUCUGCAUAGCAUCUAAUAUUCACAAUAGAACCAACUGGUAAAGUUCACAUAUGUAUUUAGUAUGGGUUUUGUGGCAACAUAAAUGACAUGAAGAAAACUGUUCUCAGGUUACUAUGCUGAAAUUCCAAAAUGUCUCGGUUUUGAAUAAUAUUUACUUUGUUCUGGUAUUGAAGCAAUUAUGUUAGGAAAAAAGUUGGUUGACUGUUUUGUUUAAUUGACUUCUAAAAUGUUUGAAAUGUCUAUUUCUAAAAAGUUCACUAAAUGCCUAGUGCAGUUAAACAUACUCUUGUUUAAGAGGGUGUUGCUAAAUUUUUUAUUGUCUUUACUAAAUAAUCUGUGUGGCAAAAUGUCUGUUGGCACUUUCCUUCCCCCUUUAUCUCCUAUUUUCAGGAGUCAAUUGUAGCCAUAAACUGUAUCCUGAUCUGACACUUUAAAAAUUUCCAGUUCGGGGAGUUUAUUGCCAAAUUGAAUUUGGCUGUUUUUUUUCUCCCACCCAUAUAGAUAUUAGGAAAAUGUAUUUUAAAAAUGUUUGGACUACUUUGAAAACUCAAACGGUGUCAUUAAUCCAUAUGUGGGCUAGUGACAGAUAUUUUCAUAAGGGUUUAAAUGCUGAUAUCUGGUGGAAGUAGAGAGUAGCUUGUAUUCUGUCAAUUCAAGUCGUCUUGGUAUGGUUGCUUUCCCUGUUUGUUCAGUAAACUGAUAAUACUGGAAUCUGUAGAGUUUGAGCCUUUAUAACUUAUGUGAAGAAGUGCUACAAAGAUUUCUGGACAAAUCUUAUUUUGUAUUUCUGGAAGAAUGUAAAUAAUCUCCUAGGCCACUUAAAAUCAAUGGUCCCAAGCUGAACAUUCUCAAGAAAUAUGUUUCCUUUUAUUCCAUUUAACAUUUCAAAUCAUUGAACAUAUACCUGUGUUGUGUAAAGCAACUACAUUAAGCUCGUGAUAGAAACUGUAUUUUCUUGUUUUUUUUUUUUUUUUUUUUUUUUUUUUUUUUUUUUUUUUUUUUUUUUUUUAAUAUAAGUCGUAUACAUACAAUUACUUGAAUAUUGUUUGAGAUCACUAACAUGCCAGGGCAGUUCCCACUGAUUAAGAUGGUCCAAUAGAAUCUCAUUCAGGAGGCUUGAAACAUUAAUGGUUUAGUCUUGUGAAUUUUAACAGUUCUCUGUCAUCGUUCAGCAAAACCAACUGGCACAACUUCUUAAGCUGUGGUUUCAGUCUCUGCUAGUUCAUAUUGCAUGUUUAUUUUGGACAGUCUUUUGUUAAGCAUGGUGCUUGUACUGGUUUAAAUAAAAUGUUAACUUGAAAAGA